Messenger RNA from Anolis sagrei ordinatus, 5412 nucleotides. RefSeq names its product pumilio RNA binding family member 1 (gene PUM1). Gene Ontology annotation, cellular component: cytosol; cytoplasm. Gene Ontology annotation, molecular function: mRNA 3'-UTR binding. NCBI's taxonomy places the organism in Eukaryota, Metazoa, Chordata, Lepidosauria, Squamata, Anolidae. The record is from RefSeq and is a predicted model, not a curated record. Gene Ontology annotation, biological process: regulation of mRNA stability; miRNA processing.
GGCGCGGCGCGGGGAGGCCCGAGCGGGCCGCCAUGUUGUCGGAGUGAGAGGCAGGCGGAGAGGCCCGGGGGAGGGGGGCCCGUUGUAUCCGUCGCCAUCGUGCCGCCCCGCCCGUAUUGGUGGAAUGAGCGUUGCGUGUGUUUUGAAGAGAAAAGCAGUGCUCUGGCAGGACUCCUUCAGCCCUCACCUGAAACACCAUAGUCAAGAAGCAACUAAUCCCAACAUGCCUGUUGUUUUGACAUCUGGAACAGGGUCCCAGGCUCAGCAACAGCCAGCUGCAAAUCAAGUCCUUGCAGCAGGGACCCACUCUAGCCCUGUUCCUGGAUCCAUAGGGGUUGCAGGCCGCUCCCAGGAUGACGCAAUGGUGGAUUACUUCUUUCAGAGGCAGCAUGGUGAGCAGCUUGGGGGAGGCGGAAGUGGUGGAGGCAGCUAUAAUAACAGCAAGCAUCGGUGGCCUACCGGGGAUAACAUUCACGCUGAACAUCAGGUCCGAUCUAUGGAUGAAUUAAAUCACGAUUUUCAAGCACUUGCUCUGGAAGGAAGGGCUAUGGGAGAACAGCUGUUACCAGGGAAGAAAUUUUGGGAGUCGGAUGAUUCAACCAAAGAUGGACCAAAAGGAAUAUUUUUGGGUGAUCAGUGGAGAGACAGUGCGUGGGGCACAUCAGAUCAUUCUGUUUCCCAACCAAUCAUGGUUCAGAGAAGACCCGGCCAAGGUUUCCAUGUGAAUAGUGAGGUUAACUCAGUGCUGUCACCACGAUCAGAAAGUGGUGGACUUGGAGUUAGCAUGGUGGAGUAUGUGUUGAGCUCAUCCCCUGGGGAUUCAUGUCUCAGAAAAGGAGGAUUUGGGCCAAGGGAUACAGAAAAUGAUGACAGUGAUAAAGGUGACAAGAAAAAUAAGGGCACUUUUGAUGGUGAUAAAUUAGGUGAUUUGAAAGAAGAAGUAGACGUGAUGGACAAGGCCAAUGGCUUACCUGUACAGAAUGGCAUUGAUGCUGAUGCAAAAGAUUUUAGCCGGACUCCUGGCAAUUGCCCAAACUCUGCAAACGAUGUGGAUCUUUUAGGGCCAAACCAGAAUGGAUCUGAGGGCUUAGCACAGCUAGCAAGUACUAAUGGUGCAAAGCCUGUGGAAGAUUUCUCAAACAUCGAGUCCCAGAGUGUUCCACUGGAUCCCAUGGAACAUGUUGGAAUGGAGCCACUUCAGUUUGAUUAUUCUGGCACUCAGGUACCUGUGGACUCAGCUGCAGCAACUGUGGGCCUAUUUGACUACAAUUCGCAACAACAGUUGUUCCAAAGACCGAAUGCUCUUGCUGUUCAGCAGCUGACAGCAGCCCAGCAACAGCAAUACGCAUUGGCAGCUGCUCAUCAGCCACACAUAGGUAUGUUUUCAGCAGGUUUAGCUCCUGCUGCCUUUGUGCCCAAUCCAUACAUCAUCAGCGCUGCUCCACCAGGAACGGACCCCUAUGCAGCAGGGCUUGCGGCGGCUGCAACAUUAGGGCCUGCGGUUGUCCCCCAUCAGUACUAUGGAGUGGCUCCCUGGGGAGUUUAUCCUGCCAGUCUCUUUCAGCAGCAAGCUGCUGCCGCCGCCGCCGCCUCUAAUUCCUCCAAUCAGCAGACCAGUCAACAGACUCAGCAAGGACAGCAACAGGUUCUCCGUGGAGGAGCCAAUCAGCGUCCUUUGACACCAAAUCAAAGCCAACAGGGCCAGCAAACAGAUCCGUUGGUGGCUGCAGCAGCAGUAAAUUCAGCUCUUGCUUUUGGACAAGGGCUGGCAGCUGGGAUGCCAGGUUAUCCCGUACUGGCGCCGGCAGCAUACUAUGACCAAACAGGUGCUCUUGUGGUGAAUACAGGGGCCCGGAAUGGCUUAGGAGCCCCAGUGCGACUGGUAGCCCCUGCUCCUGUCAUCAUCAGUUCCUCAGCAGCACAAGCAGCAGUGGCAGCUGCUGCUGCUUCAGCAAAUGGAGCUGCUGGUGGUCUUGCAGGAACAACUAACGGUCCAUUCCGCGCCCUGGGAACUCAGCAGCCACAACCCCAGCAGCAGCCAACCAGCAACUUGGCUUCCAGCUCCUUCUACGGCAACAACUCUCUAACUAACAGUUCCCAGAGCAGUUCACUCUUUUCUCAGGGCUCUGCCCAGCCUGCCAAUACUUCCCUUGGCUUUGGGAGCAGCAGUUCCCUUGGUGCUACCCUGGGGUCUGCACUGGGAGGCUUUGGAACAGCAGUUGCAAACUCUAACACAGGCAGUGGCUCUCGCCGAGACUCCCUUACAAGCAAUAGUGACCUGUAUAAGAGGACAUCGAGCAAUUUGACUCCUAUUGGACACAGUUUUUACAAUGGCCUUGGGUUUUCAUCUUCUCCGGGGCCUGUUGGCAUGCCUUUGCCUAGUCAGGGACCUGGCCAUUCUCAGACUCCACCACCAUCCUUGUCUUCACAUGGAUCAUCUUCGAGCUUAAAUCUUGGAGGUCUCACCAAUGGAAGUGGGCGCUAUAUCUCUGCUGCUCCUGGAGCGGAAGCCAAGUACCGGAGCGCAAGCAGUGCCUCCAGUCUCUUUAGCCCCAGCAGUACGUUGUUUCCUUCCUCGCGCUUACGUUAUGGCAUGUCUGAUGUCAUGCCCUCUGGUCGCAGCAGGCUGCUUGAGGACUUUCGGAAUAACCGGUAUCCAAACUUACAGCUCAGAGAAAUUGCUGGGCAUAUCAUGGAGUUUUCCCAGGACCAACAUGGAUCUAGGUUUAUCCAACUUAAACUGGAACGCGCCACCCCAGCUGAACGGCAGCUUGUCUUUAAUGAAAUCCUGCAGGCAGCUUAUCAGCUGAUGGUUGAUGUAUUCGGAAACUAUGUCAUCCAGAAGUUUUUUGAGUUUGGUAGCCUGGAACAAAAACUGGCCUUGGCAGAACGUAUUCGUGGCCAUGUCCUAUCCUUGGCUUUGCAAAUGUAUGGCUGUAGAGUUAUACAGAAGGCCCUUGAGUUUAUCCCUCCAGACCAGCAGGUAAUUAAUGAGAUGGUCCGAGAACUGGAUGGCCAUGUGCUGAAGUGUGUAAAAGACCAGAAUGGGAACCAUGUUGUGCAGAAGUGCAUUGAAUGUGUGCAGCCCCAAUCAUUGCAGUUUAUCAUCGAUGCAUUUAAAGGGCAGGUGUUUGCCUUGUCGACUCAUCCCUACGGCUGCCGUGUCAUUCAGAGGAUCCUGGAGCAUUGUCUUCCUGAGCAAACUCUACCUAUCCUGGAAGAGCUUCACCAACACACAGAACAGCUUGUGCAGGAUCAGUACGGGAACUAUGUUAUCCAACAUGUACUUGAGCAUGGGCGGCCUGAAGACAAAAGCAAGAUUGUGGCAGAAAUUAGAGGCAAUGUGCUUGUACUAAGUCAGCAUAAAUUUGCCAGCAAUGUUGUGGAGAAAUGUGUUACACACGCUUCCCGCACUGAGCGUGCCAUGCUAAUUGAUGAGGUCUGUACUAUGAACGAUGGCCCUCACAGUGCCUUAUACACCAUGAUGAAAGACCAGUAUGCCAACUAUGUGGUACAGAAAAUGAUUGAUGUCGCAGAGCCAGCGCAAAGAAAGAUCGUCAUGCAUAAAAUCCGGCCACAUAUUGCCACUCUCCGCAAAUACACUUAUGGAAAACACAUCUUAGCCAAGCUAGAGAAGUAUUACAUGAAAAACGGGGUUGAUCUUGGGCCCAUCUGUGGACCACCAAAUGGUAUCAUUUGAAGCCAUGAGCGACAUACAGAAAGGAAUAGCCCGUGACCACCUGGAAUUUACAACCAGCAACCAGUCAUCUUCUGCUAUACAUUUUGAAAACAUUUAUGGUUGCGCAAUGUCGUAGACCUGGAACUCCAAAAAGAGAAAGGAAGUCAAAAAGACCAUUUGUAAAGUUCUUUAAUUUUAUUCAGCAUAACAUGUACUAAUUAUUUUUAAAUCCUUUAUGACCCUGCUGUUUCGGUGGUGUAUAGAAUUCUUGUACAUAGGCAAGAGAUGUACAUGGAAAGCCACAUUUUGUCCACUGGUGUAACUAUUUCAAAUACAGGAACUUUCAAGGUGGCUUAUUGGAGAGUUUUAAAAACAAACCCAUCUUAAUUCCUCUCCCUUCAAAGAGGAGGAGAGCUUUUUGGAACACUCGUUGGGUUCUCUUUUAGCCAGAACUCUAAAGAGACGCUUAAAAUUUUAGUUAAAUUGCACAAAUCUGCAUUGAACACUGUUUAUAAACUUUUAAAAAAUCAAUUUGCUAAAUCUUCAAUUAAAAACCAGUUUUUAAGUUUCAGAAACUUUUACAAUUCCUUUUUCCUUGUAUACUGUGUGAAAGAAUUGAGUGUGGCAGUCCUCGAGAGAGAGAGAGAGAGAGAAAGAGAGAGACCCUGCUGCUGCACACCCACCAGGAAGUUUUAGAGCAGUUGGGAGGCAGGCAGGCGGGGAGGUGUCUGUGCGGUUCCUGCCUGCUCCAGUUCUGUCCACAAGGACAAGGCCUUUUUAAUUCUUAUUAUUAUUUAGCAUGUAGAGAGAGAGAAAUCCAAUUUAACUUUGGUCUUGCUUCUAUAAAUAUAUAGUGUAUACUUGGUGUAGACUUUGCAUAUAUAAAAAUUUGUAGUAUUAUUCUCUUGUUUUGAUGUUUAAUCUGUAUCUAUAAUGUACCCUAGUAGUGGAACAUACUUUUGAUUGUACAAUUGUACAUUUGUAAACCUCUGUAAUGUAAAUGUGGAAAAGUUUGAAUCAGCAUAAACCCAUUUUGGUAAGGAAAUAAAUUAGCCAACCCUGUGCAUUUCAGUGUAUAUUCACCCCUUUUAUGGUCGUAGUGUUGUAUAUUGUAAAUUGUAAUUUCAACCAGAAGUAAUUUUUUUCCUUUGGAAAGAACUGUUCUCUUUAUACAGCCUGAUUGAUGUUUCAAAGAAUGCUUGUUUUUUAAUUUGUCACCUCAUCGAGAGUAGCCAUCCUUUCUAAGUGUUCUACACCAAUUAUUCAGUUUCGAGAGUAGUGUUUUAUUUGACUCUUUAAAAAAAGUAAUGUUUUACUUACUUUGUGGCCGUUAAAAAAAAAAGUCCAGCUCCUCCUCUCCCCCCCCCCCUUUCCUGGUUAGUACGAUUCCUUUGCGAUCUGAGUCCCCCUUACACCUUGUAAAGUGUGAAUCACUUUGCCUUUUUGUACAGAAGAAAAACUGUAUUUUGCAUUUUGUCUACUUGUAAGUGAAUGUAACAUACUGUCAAUUUUCCUUGUUUGAAUAUAGAAUUGUAACACGACACGGUGUACAUUUACAGAGCCUUGUGUAUAUUUCCAAUGAACCUUUUUGCAAGCACACUUGUAACCAUAUGUGUAUAAUUAACAAACCUGUGUAUGCUUAUGCCUGGGCAACUAUUUUUUGUAACUCUUGUGUAGAUUGUCUCUAAACAAUGUGUGAUCUUUAUUUUGAAAAUACAGAACUUUGGAAUCUG